GACCUGAGAACUAAGGUAGUGAAUCCCGCGAGUCUAUUCCACACAUUAUAACUAGAGAUUGUUUGGGUGGAUCCAUUGCCUCUCUUUUCACAUUAUGGCUCCUACACACUCGGUACGGAAACCACAAAGCGUCCGCUUUGCAUCACAUUUGGUUCGCCCCUCAUCGGGGACGACGGCUUCCAACAAGCAGUAUCGCAAAAUCCAACCUGGAGUGCUUGCUUCGUGCAUGUGGUUCAUAAGGACGACUGUUUCCCCAAAAUCUUUCACCCGUCGACCAUGGAGCAGAACCUAUACAAGCCUUUUGGAACAUUUCUUGUGUGUUCCGAAUCGGGUAGUGCAUGUUUCGAAGCCCCUAAAUCCAUAAUUGAGUUGCUAGCCCCCAGGAGCCCAGAUAGUGCCCAAAUUGUCAAUUAUGAGAGCAUCAUUAAAUGUCUUGAACAACAAUUGAUUUGCAAGAGCCAUUUUGAAUUUAGUGUGCUUGUUACUGAUUUAUUUGAAGCUGGGAUAACUGCACAAGUUGCAGCAGUUGGCCUUCUGCAAAUUCAGCCGCAGAAUAUGGAUGUAGAUGCUCUGUUGAGGGAUAUAGUCAAGUCUGAAAAAGAUGUCCUAGAACAAAAGAAUAAAGCAUUUGAUCCAGCAAAGGAUUUGAAUGACAUGAAAGUGUGCCUGGCUAAUUUGGAAUGGUACAAGAAGAAAUGCGAAAACGAUGGCCAGGGUUGUGGUUAUUACGACAGCUUCAAAAACAAAAUGGCUAGGCGUGACUAUGGAGCCGUUAAGUUUGUGAGAAAGCUCACUAAUUACUGGGAACAAGUGGUGGAAAAUGCGGAGAAGAGGCCUCAGAGAGAGGGAGAACCGCUGCGGAAUUGCUGGCUUUUUGGAGGAACAAACUAUCGGAGGUUGGUUGAACCGCUCCACAUAGCUGAGUACUAUAAAUGGGGCAAAAGAGGUUACAUGUCUCAAGGGAUAUCCAAGCACUUCAAGCUAUUGAAAGACUGGUUGGACAAACAUCCGAAGCAGACAGCAAAGAGUGUCUCUAACGAUUCGAAGAUGAAGAAGAUCAUGUUGAGCGUCACGGAGGAUUCACGCUUCUGGCCACAUGUGGAGGAGGCACAAAUAUCGUGUAGGUUGUUGAACAGCGGAGGAUCGAACAGCACAGAAAUAGAAAAAUUGGUCUGGUUCGAGGGGUAUGUCAUGAAUUUGCUCAAGAACUACGCUGUUUCUACUGAUAUUUUCUUGGAUAGCAGCAGCUACAUGCAAUGGUGGAGGGAGUAUGAGGAUAUAUUGGCGAAGCAAAUGAUGGGAGCUUCUCACAACUCGCAACUCGUUGAUUUCAUGAAAAAUGGCGACUCGUACCGUUUAUAA
Molecule: messenger RNA, 1362 nt
Organism: Eucalyptus grandis
Lineage: Eukaryota; Viridiplantae; Streptophyta; Magnoliopsida; Myrtales; Myrtaceae
Product: senescence-associated carboxylesterase 101-like
Exons: 3
Coding region: 277-1362 (361 amino acids)
Biological process (GO): defense response
Molecular function (GO): carboxylic ester hydrolase activity
Source: RefSeq, a predicted model, not a curated record